Messenger RNA from Aphanomyces astaci, 1052 nucleotides. RefSeq lists its product as hypothetical. The coding region runs from base 41 to 853 and encodes 270 amino acids. The record is from RefSeq and is a predicted model, not a curated record. Lineage: Eukaryota; Oomycota; Saprolegniomycetes; Saprolegniales; Verrucalvaceae. The transcript has a single exon.
GCGUAGGAAAAGCCGCAACGGCCGCCACACCAAAACGUUGAUGGUGUCACUGGCGCUGGUGAAGCGACGAAUAUGUCUCUUCACGCUGCUGAGCGCCGUCUUCUUCAUCUCAUGUCUCGUGCCUCUCGUCCUAGACUCCUUGAUCCCUGUGCAGCCAGCUACAUACUACUGUGACACGACCCAAGUGCUGACGAUGCGGUCGGAUUUGGCACAGUUGCCAUGGGGUGCAUCAUGCAUCUCCGCGACAGCGUUCAUCGAGGUCUUCCUGCCCACCCUUGUGGACGUGAAAAACCGUCCUGUGAAGCCUCCCACUAGUCCCAUGCUCAACGCAUUCUGCACCGUCGAGUGCGCCGACGCCAUCGCGAACCUCAAGGCGUACGCGUUCCUGCCUUGCGACUCUGUUUUGGACGGCAAGACGCGGUCCAUAGGCUCGAUUCCCCCACUUCUCUGUCCUAACGGAUCCUCUGUCGUGACAGUGCCACCAGCGCCGACGUCUAUGGACCGCGCUGGCUUCUACUGUGGGUACGCCACGUUGAACAACGCAUUUGGAACCCAGGGCACGACUCCUCUGCGUGGCUCAUCCAACACGUGCACCCAAGCUGCUGCGAGGGUGUUCUUCCCCGACGUUACGACCGACGGCAUCCCUUACUUUCCCGUGACCUUGGCCAUGGUGGACACGUUGUGCAACCAGUGCCCAGACACCGUUACAAUGCUUCGGAAGGCCACCAUGCCUCUGUGCGACACGGUCAUCAACGACAAAACCAUCAGCUUUGCUAACCUCUCCGCGCGUAUGUGUCUUGUAAAAGACGUCACGGCCACCAACCAAACCAUAGCCAAUAGAUCCACAUCGUAACCUUAUUUGCCAAGCAUACUCAGUACAGUUUUCAACCAAAGGGCCAGCCAUCGCUGUACUUUUCCAUUCACCACAACUGGCAACAAUCACGACGACGCAUGGAACGUCCUGCACACAACCUACGACACAUUCAGUCGCUGGUAAAAUUGAGUCACGACUACAGUACAAGAUAAACACGAAGCUCGCGACACCAAACGCG